AUGGGGAGGAAUGUGUCGGGUCAGAGACAGGCGAGAGAGGUGACGUUGUUGAAUGGGCAGAGGAGGAUAUCGCAGUUGGCGGGGGCGCUGUCGUUGGGGGGGCAGCACGUGCAGGCCGCGCAGAGGUUUUUUAUGUUGGCGGUGCAGCACAAUUUUACGCAGGGGAGGAGGUUGCAGAACGUGACGGCGGCGUGCUUGUAUAUAGUUUGUCGGAGGUUUAAGACGCCGCACAUGUUGAUAGAUUUUUCGGACGUGUUGCAGACUAGCGUGUAUGUAUUAGGAAGCACGUUUUUGAAGUUGUGCAGGGCGUUGAGCAUUAGUCCGCCGCUGAUCGAUCCGAGUUUGUACAUACACCGUUUUGCGGCUCAGUUGGAGUUCGAGGAGAAGGAGCAGGAGGUGGUCGGCACGGCGCUGAGGCUCGUCCAGAGGAUGAAGAGGGACUGGAUACAAAUAGGGAGGCGGCCCGCUGGAAUAUGCGGGGCGGCGCUGCUGAUAUCGGCUCGUUUGCACGGGUUCAGAAGGACACAAAAAGAGGUGAUUCAAGUUGUCAAAAUUUGCGACGUGACGCUACGAAAGAGGCUCUACGAGUUCGAUAAGACUCCGUCGAGUUCUAUGACGUUCGAGGAGUUCAAGGAUAGCGAGGAGCUGUGCGAGUUGGGGGCUGAGUGCGACCCGCCUUCGUUUCUUCGCGCCGUGGAAGACGAGCGCGCGUCAAAAAAGCGUCCCAGCCCGAAGGGCCGUUCCGCCGCGAAUUCGGUCAUCGAGCGUCUGGACCGCGACCUGGACCUCCACUUCGAGUCCUCCGCGCAGGCUGGAGACGCGGACGACGAGUCGGGCGCCGUCGACGUCGAGGAACAAAUGAGCGCCGCCCUAAGGAACCCCCAAGCGCUCGGGGACGCUUCCACCGUUGCCGCCUACCCCGCUCCCCCGCCUAGGGCUGAAUUCGAGCAGCCCCAGAGCCAGUCUAGCAGCGACGAAGAAAUGAACGAGGAAGAGGUAAAAAUGUACAUAUUUUCUCCAGAAGAAAUCGCCGCCAAAAGCGCCAUCUGGGAAGAACUCAACCGCGAAUACCUGGAAAAACAGCGCACCUCUCCUCAAAGGUCGGCCAAACGAUCUAAGAAGCCCGGACAAGACGCUCAUCCCGCCCGGUCCACUAUGAUCAAUUGGGCCGCCGUCACGCUUCAAAACCUCAUUCAAUCUAAGCCAACACCUCCUCAGGAACCCACGGACAACCGCGUCGCGUCAGAGGAAGAAGAGGAACUCGCCGACCUCGACUACAAUCAUCAUCUCGAAGAAUAA
This is a messenger RNA of Schistocerca gregaria, 1299 nucleotides long. RefSeq lists its product as uncharacterized. The coding region runs from base 1 to 1299 and encodes 432 amino acids. NCBI's taxonomy places the organism in Eukaryota, Metazoa, Arthropoda, Insecta, Orthoptera, Acrididae. Gene Ontology annotation, molecular function: RNA polymerase III type 3 promoter sequence-specific DNA binding; RNA polymerase III general transcription initiation factor activity; TBP-class protein binding. The record is from RefSeq and is a predicted model, not a curated record. The transcript has a single exon. Gene Ontology annotation, cellular component: transcription factor TFIIIB complex; transcription preinitiation complex; nucleus. Gene Ontology annotation, biological process: DNA-templated transcription initiation; transcription preinitiation complex assembly; transcription by RNA polymerase III.